Messenger RNA from Sinocyclocheilus rhinocerous, 5886 nucleotides. RefSeq names its product adenylate cyclase 1b (gene adcy1b). Gene Ontology annotation, biological process: adenylate cyclase-activating G protein-coupled receptor signaling pathway; cAMP biosynthetic process; intracellular signal transduction. NCBI's taxonomy places the organism in Eukaryota, Metazoa, Chordata, Actinopteri, Cypriniformes, Cyprinidae. Gene Ontology annotation, molecular function: adenylate cyclase activity. Bases 297 to 3467 code for a protein of 1056 amino acids. Gene Ontology annotation, cellular component: plasma membrane. The transcript is spliced from 19 exons. The record is from RefSeq and is a predicted model, not a curated record.
AAACCCUAGUGCAAACCUAUCUUAGUGCAUUCCUGUCCUUGCUCGCUGCCGACUGAUCCGCAGUGGGUUACACUUCGUGUGUCUGUUUCCCUGAAGCUCAGCGCGAGACCCGCGUGUCAAUCAGCAGAAUUAGCGAGCCGCAUCGCGCAGGCGUGAUCCAGUCUGAGCCGCGCGAGUUCCAGGCCAGUCGCUUCCGUCUCUUCAGCUCUACCUCUCCCGCUGGACAUGCCCCCCGGCCCCCGGCGACCCUCCGCGCCUCUGCCGCACCUGUCCGGCGCGUGAAUGGCCCCCCCGCCAUGGACGAAAUGCCGUUCCAGAAAGUCAAGACCCGGCGCAGGAGGAGCCACUGCCCGCCCGGGGUCAUCGCGUGCGAGGACGAGUUCGACUGCAAGGAGCUCGAGUCGCUCUUCCACAACUACAACCUGAAGCUCGACCAGACCUGCACGCUGAAGGCGCUGUCCGUGCUCAUCCUGCUGUCGUCCAGCCUCAGCCUGCUGGAGCUGCUGCUGUCCGGCGCCAGCCUCACCAUCGCCAAGGGCUCGUACCCGGUGCACUUCGUCAUCUUCAUCUCGCUCUUCAUCGUCACCAACGUCAAGUACCUGCAGGUGAGCCAGCUGCAGCAGAUCGCGCACUUGAGCCUGCUCUUCUGCUUCAGCUUCUCGGUGCUGUGCUGCCCGUUCCCGCACGUGUCGGGCGCCGCGGGUCCGGAGCAGGGCGUGUGGCAGCUGCUGCUGCUGACGUUCGUGGCGUACGCGCUGCUGCCGGUGCGGACGCUGCUGGCGGUGCUGUUCGGGCUGCUGGUGUCCCUGUCGCACACCAUCGUCACGGCGGCGUCGGUGACGGCGAAGACGCAGCGGCUGUGGAGAGCGCUGGUUGCGAACACGCUGCUCUUCACCAGUGUGAAUCUGUCGGGUCUGUUUGUGCGGAUGCUGACGGAGAGAGCUCAGCGCAGAGCCUUCCUUCAGGCCCGAAACUGCAUCGAGGAGAGACUGCGCAUGGAGGACGAGAACGAGAAACAGGAGCGUCUGCUGAUGAGUCUGCUGCCCAGAAACGUGGCCAUGGAGAUGAAGGAGGACUUCCUGAAACCCCCAGAGAGGAUCUUCCACAAGAUCUACAUCCAGCGGCACGAUAACGUCAGUAUUCUGUUUGCGGAUAUCGUGGGCUUCACGAGUCUGGCGUCGCAGUGCACGGCGCAGGAGCUCGUUAAACUCCUCAACGAGCUCUUCGGCAAGUUUGACGAACUCGCCACGGAGAAUCACUGCCGGCGGAUCAAGAUUCUGGGCGACUGCUACUACUGUGUGUCUGGCCUGACGCAGCCCAAGACGGAUCACGCUCACUGCUGCGUGGAGAUGGGUCUGGACAUGAUCGACACCAUCACAUCGGUGGCUGAAGCUACAGAGGUGGAUCUGAACAUGCGUGUGGGUCUGCACACGGGACGGGUGCUCUGUGGCGUGUUGGGCCUCAGAAAGUGGCAGUAUGACGUGUGGUCCAAUGAUGUGACGCUGGCCAACGUGAUGGAGGCUGGAGGACUGCCGGGGAAGGUGCACAUCACUCGCGCCACGCUGGACUGUCUGAAUGGAGAUUACGAGGUGGAGCCGGGAAACGGCCGCGAGAGACACUCGUUCCUGCUCAAACACGACAUCGAGACCUUCUUCAUAGUGCCAUCUCACCGCAGGAAGAUUUUUCCUGGUCUGAUCCUGUCAGACAUCAAACCUGCCAAAAAGAUGAAGUUUAAGACGGUGUGUUACUUGCUGGUGCAGCUCAUGCACUGCCGCAAGAUGUUCAAGGCCGAGAUUCCCUUCUCCAGCGUCAUGAGCUGUGAGGACGGGGACAAGAGGAGGGUGCUGCGCUCCGCGCCGGAGAAGCUCAGGAACCGUUCCUCCACAGCGGCUAACGCGGCUCCGAGCAGCCCGGGGACACGGGUCAACCGCUACAUCAGCCGUCUGAUCGAGGCCCGGCAGACGGAGUCCGACACGGCCGACCUGCACUACCUCACGCUCACCUUCAGAGACUCGGAGCGAGAGCGCAGGUAUCAUCAGCUGAAUGACGAGUACUUCACCGGCGCUGUGCUUCUGUCUCUCGUCCUCACGGCUCUGAUCGGCAUCCUCUACCUGCUCAUCAUGCCACUGGGGACGGUCGUGUUGGUGUUGCUGGUCUUCUGCAUCUGUUUUCUGGUUGUGUGUAUCGUAUAUCUGCACAUCACUAGAGUUCAGUGUAUUCCAGGGUGCCUCAGCAUACAGAUCCGGACCGUCCUGAGUGUGUUCAUAGUGCUCUUAAUAUACGCCAUGGCCCAGGCCUGUGUGGUGGGCUGCAUGCCGUGGCUCUGGCCGACUAACUCCACGCGCUCCAUCGUGAUCAUCGACGUGUCCGCAGGGCUGAACCGCACCAUGGCGGAGCUGCCGUGUGAAGGAGCGCAGUACGCCUUUCUGUGCUGCAUGCUGGGGACGCUGACCGUGGCGCUGUUCCUGCGAGUGUCCUGGCUGUCUAAACUCCUGCUGCUGCUGCUGCUGCUGGUGCUGUACAUCACUAGACUGCGUGCGCGUGUGCGUGUUCAGGCAGAGGAGGAGAGAGACGGCAUGGAGAAAGUCAAACUGGACAAUAAGAGAAUCCUCUUCAACCUGUUGCCGGUUCAUGUGGCUCAACACUUCCUGCUGUCUAACCCCAGAAACAUGGAUCUGUAUUACCAGUCCUACGCUCAGGUCGGGGUGCUGUUCGCUUCCAUUCCCAACUUUAAUGACUUCUACAUCGAGCUGGACGGAAACAACAUGGGUGUCGAGUGUCUGCGGCUGCUCAACGAGAUCAUCGCCGACUUCGACGAGCUGAUGGAUAACGAGUGUUAUAAAGACAUUGAGAAGAUCAAGACCAUCGGCAGCACGUACAUGGCAGCGGUGGGUUUGGUGCCCACCAUCGGAACCAAGGCAAAGAAAUCCCCUGCUGAGCACCUGAGCACCAUCGCAGACUUCGCCAUCGAGAUGUUUGACGUUCUCGAUGAAAUCAACUAUCAGUCAUAUAAUGAUUUUGUCUUGAGAGUGGGUAUUAAUGUGGGUCCGGUGGUGGCCGGGGUCAUCGGGGCCCGCCGGCCGCAGUAUGAUAUCUGGGGAAACACGGUGAACGUGGCCAGCCGCAUGGACAGCACCGGAGUGCCUGGGAAGAUACAGGUGACGGAGGAAGCGUACCGUCUGCUUCAGAGCGACUAUGAUCUGGUGUGUCGUGGCAAUGUCAGCGUGAAGGGCAAAGGUCAGAUGCUCACAUAUUUCCUGGAGGGUAAAGCGCAGGACGCGGGGAACCGAGCACCGCAUCACACCGGCGGCCUGGAGCGCAGGGUUCACGCCAUCGCCCGCUCCAGCAGCACCUCGUCUGUGGCCUCGGGAUUCGUGAGCAGCAGCUCUCCUGGGACACGCGGACACAGCGCCGCUCAUGUGCCUACGGUCGGAGAAGAGCAGGAGGGCAAAGAGGGAGAGAUGUAGGACCGGUCGCACACGACACACACACUUCUUUACCAUUAAAGACACAGAAGAGGAUAACGUCUGCAGGUGGAAAGAAUGAACCGUCUUCCCUUUAUUCACCUUCUCAAAACACGUGAACGGAUCUUCACUGCACGCUCUUUUAAAGACCGUCUUCUUUGGUCACUUUUAUCAGUUCUUCUGGAUAAAUUCAGGUACUGUCCUGCAUUUCUUUCCCAGUCGAAUCAUGGAAUUUGGGCUUGGGAAUGCCAUUCCACGCUGAUUCUGUCGCGCUGCAGGAGCGUUCAGAGCCUCGCAUGAUCUUCAGCAAUGUGUCAUCUCUCAAGUUUUAUGCCAACUUCUUAUAUGAGCUGUACAUAGUAGAUGUUCUUACGAUCAGAGUUUGUGUAUUUUUUGUAUUGAACUCUCCAGUGCAUUUGAAUGAGUGUGAUAGCGUGUGAAUGAGAUGCAUUUAUAACUCAUAGAGCAGCAAUAGAAGCAGGACAUGCUCUGCAUCAGUGCACUAGAUUGUGAUUUCGUAUUCAUUCACUCUCACACACUCUUCAUCUUCAUCACGUGACAGAGCGAGACUGGAGAAAUCAAAGAGCUCUAUCUUGAUGACACAUUUACACCUGUACUCUGAUUUCAGAAAAUAAUAAUAAUAUUAUAAAUAUAUAAGUAUAAACUGUUUCAAAGCAGCAUGUGUAUAUAGAACAAGAGAAAUCAGGGAGUUUGAUAACAGCCUAAAGAAAGCUUCUUCAUCAUCAUCAUCAUCAUCAUCCUCGGCUGCAGUCACUCUGACAGACUGUUCUGAAACUAUAAACAAAAAUCUGACAUCUAUAUUCAUGCAUACUGUGGAGUCCAAACAUCUGACACUGCAUUCAGUUUCACAUUUUUGACUUUUAUUUGAAUUUUUUAUUACAAAUAUCUUUUUCAUACCUUAACGGGAAUGUUAACAUAACGCUCGUAGAACUUAUUUUUGUCAGCUGGCUAUUCAUUAAAUGUUGUAACUUUAUUUAAAUGAUUUAAAGGAUGUUUUGAAUCUCAGAUUGAUUGUCAGUGUGGUGUCAGGUGUGUGUAUGUAGUGAUAAAGUGUGUGAUUAGCAGGGACAAACCUCCACAGGCUGAACAUGUGCCAAUUAUAUCGAAUCUCAAUCUGAAGUGCAAUGAUCGGACACGAUUCUGUCAUCAGCAUUCACUGUAAUAAUAUCAGCAUCACAUUCACAUGCAGAUGAAACGUGACUGAAACUAUCAAAUACUAUGCUUUAUGCUGUUAGAGAGCUAUGUGCAGACUCAUGAUGAGACUGUUACCUGAGUGAGGCGGAUGGCUUGAUGUUAACGAGGUCAGUUAUGUGUAGUCUAUGUGGGCACAAGAGUACAGUGACCAUCUACUGACACGGAGGUCAACAACCCGCCCAUGAGGAACGCUGCGUCACACACACACACACACACACACACACAGAUCUCUGUAGACUGGUGUGUGUUUACAAGCACAAAACUCUGAGACUGUUUGUGAGGAGAAACAAUGACUCUUUCUAUAUUUCUAUGGCAAAUGUUUAUUUUCAUGCUGAUGUUUUGAAUCAUGACGCUUUUCUUCAGGGUAUGAAUCGAUCUCUCAGUCGCUCUCUUGUACUGUCAAUACAGUAUUCUUGCCUUAUUUGACACGCUUGCGGUGAUUGAAGUCAGUUGCCUUUUAGCUCUUUGAUAUUCAGAAGUGUAUUUUGUAAAUACAACGAUGUAUGAUAUACUGUCCUUUGAACAGUGCAAACCUGAGCAAUAUAAGAUUUUGUAAUAAAGCGAGUAUUGAAGUACAACGGUUUAGUGAUUUCCUGUUUGUGUGACACUUAAGGCAUAAAUGUGUCGUUCCUGUUUGUGUUCCGUGUGUACUUGUUUUGUAGUCUUUUAGUUUGUAGUUUUGCUUUGUUCCCUGGAUUGUUUGCUGGUGCAUCUAGUCAGUCCUCUUAACCCCAUGUUUAUAAGCCCUAUGAUUCCUGUGUUUAUCGUCUGGUCUUGUCUUUCUAUGGCUGCUUGUUGAGUUUGAUCAGUUCUGUUUUUUAUGUUUCCUAGUUCCUGUGUGUUGUAUCUGAUGAUGAUGAUAUUUAUUGUUGAAAUUUAUGUCUGCAUUUGGAUCCUCUCUUGUUGUCUGCAUUCACCCCAGCAUUACAAGACCAAACCCCUUUACACACUUCUGCUGUCAUAUUAAUUAAUUCUCAAUGACUUAAUGUCAUAUUAAUGACAGCGAUGCUGACUCGAGUCACUGGAUUCCAUCUCUCCACAUUCAUAAUGAGAACAUGAUCACACUAAAUCAGUGGUUCUUAGGUUCUCCUGCUCUUGCGGAUCUCACACAUUUUUAUGUCUCCCUUAUUUGAGAGGCUCAGUUCAGCUCAUGGAUCUCUCUCCUAACGAGCUGAUGAUCUGAAUCAGGUGUGUCAAAUAAGGGAGA